AAACCAAACUGCACUAAGACGUAAGCCCGCCAAGUUGGCCAGUAAACAAGCUGGCCGUGCCGUGUGGUACUUGAACGGUUGCAGUUGUGCAUUAGGCGAUCGUAGCUGGUCUGCAACCACCACCACCGGUCGUUAUUAAUAUCGAGAGUGUGCAAGCUUUGAUCCCGGCCAGCUGCACCGUGCCAGCGUUGUUGGUGCAUGCAGUCUUGAAAUCACUUUCACCCGACCAGGACAUCGCGCGAACGGAGCAGCGGUUAGAGUUAGAGUGCUUCUUAUUUACGGGCGGCCCAAAUGGUGAACGUGUGCCGUAUUGUGCCGUGUAGUGUGCAAAUCGCAAGCAAUAGUUGUAAAAAUUGCAGUUUUAGGCAGCAUAACGUAGUACAGCAAGUGUGUUGUGUGGGUUUAGUGUGAAUCUAAUAGAAGCAUUCUUAACAAGAGAAGAUCUCCGCUAUCUUCUAAAGUGAGCAUUUGUGUCGUGGUAAGAGGUGAAUUUGGUUAAAAAAAACGAAUCAGAGCUUAAAGUUUUACGUCAUUUGUUUGAUUGUGAAUCCCUCUGUGAAUGGAACCAGCUCGUUUGCUGUGCCGUUCUGUAACGCGAGUGGUGGCGUGGUGGUGGUGAAUAUCUUCUGCCCUCUGCCCCAUACCGUGCCGUGCAAUGGUGACCGUUCCAAUCCGGAUCGGUCGGUUACGUGAACGUCGUAUCUCGGUGCUGGCGCGUUGGAGUGGUGUACUGCUGCUGCUGCACCUGGCGACGGGCGACGAGGAUGCAGCGCGACUGUCGCCAUUUCCGGGCAGGCACAUCGGCGUGCCAGAUCACGGUGGGCCAGCUUACGCAACGUAUCACACGCAAUCGGCUCCCUCGGAGGUGGUGGAAUUGACCGGAACUCAUCGCCAUGGCAGUGCUGCCGCUACCCUGGAUCAGCGGCUCGAUCCCAACCAGGCCGAUCUGGUGCUGCCGAACUACGAAACGUCCUCGGUGCGUUCGGCGGCCGGUCUGCCGCCGGUGUACAAGUACACGGACAACGUGUUCCGGGUGCCGAAACGGAAGGCGAAAACAUCGCACCCGGAACCGAUGCCCAGAAAGUCCCACUCGAACCGGUCCGUCGGAACCGGUCGGGCGCCGCAGCACCAGGCCGCCGAUGUGGCAUGGUCGUCAUCCUCCACGGCAGCAGCGGUGGCGUAUGCGCCCGGCAGUGCAGCGGCACUGGUUGGGAAUCACCGUCCGGCGGUGCGGUGGUUGAGCGAGGAAAGCACCCUGUUCCAGCUGUUCACCGGUCUGUUCGAUCAUAGCAAUUGGAACAUCCUCGAGCUGAAGGCGCGCGUCAGCGAACAGUGUGCGGCCCACGUGGGCCUGUACUUGCGCGAUCUACGCCGCCAGCGAGGCUGGGCGUUGAAGGCGAGCGAUUCCAGCGGCCGGUACGGUGGGCAAUACUUCUUCGGCAACGAGUUCUGGAUGGGUUCGCUCACGUUCUGCGACGAGGUGAACCGUGUGCUGCGGCUCACCCCGAUGCCACCGGGCGCCCGCCAGCUGGAGAUGCGGUUUUUUGUCGCCAAAAUUUCGGUCCAGCUCGAAGCAUUGCUCUCCACACAGUCCAGCUCGAUCCUGCUGGGCCAGUGUCUGCCCAAGUCCUGCACGAUAGACGACAUCUCGGAGCUGCUGCGCAGCGAUCCAAUGCUGAGCCUGCUGAACAACAGCACCCUGAACGUGGUGGCUACCGGCGGGACUGCUGUGAGCGCGCUCACCAUCGCCCACGUGCGUCCCGUCCCUGGCAGCUACAAUCUGUGGAGCGAUCCGAAAGUGUUUGCACUGUUCACGGUCCUAACGGUGAUGGGCGCGGUCAUAGUGUACGCGUCCUGCGGUACCGGUGUGGAUGGCAAGCCGAAGGCAGCACGGUACUCGAAGAAGGCGCACGGUCCGCCGCUUGGGGCCGAGGGGAACCACCACAUCAAGCGGGAGCGCGGUGACGGCGGUGGCCGCAUGGGAGAUGCGCUCGAGAUGCACAAAAUCAACGUGGAAAGCAACAACAAUGUGGCGGGCGGUAUUAGGCAGCAGGCACCGGCUGCUGCGGACGGCGUGCUGUACAAGGAUCGCAAGGAAACACGUUUCUCACUGCACGACAUCCUGGCCUGCUUCGAUGUGGGACCGAAUGCGGCCUCCAUCCUGUCGGUGGAACGUGCCAACGAGGAUUCGCUGACGUGUGUGCAUGGUUUGCGGCUUUACUCCCUGCUGUGGACCGUGCUCGUCCACACCUAUCUGCAGUUGUUUGCCGUGUCGGAAAAUCGAUUCGGGCGCAAGAUUGCAGAACGUUCCUUCCUGUAUCAGCUCGUCGGCAAUGCAUCCUUCUCGGUCGACACGUUCUUCUUCAUUAGCGGCCUGUUGAUCGUGUACCUGUAUCUCAAAUCGGUGUCGAAAUCGGGCCAACCGACCACGGGCAAGCAGGCGGAAGAACGGACCAGCCCAGCUGCUGCCGCCGGUACCGGGACCCGGGAGCCAUCGACGGGCGGUGCACACCGAGAUGCAACCCUUGGGGGAGCGACGCGUAAAGCUGGCCUUUCGAUCUUAUACCGUUACCUGCGGCUAACUCCCGUCUACUGGUUUACGAUUGUGACGAACGAAAUCAUCCUAAAAUGGACGUACGAUCGAUCCGUAUUCACGCCCGGCAUCAUCGAUCACAUUACCUGCGAUCGGUUCUGGUGGCGCAACAUUCUCUACGUCAACAACUGGUUCCCGUUCACUGAGAUGUGCAUGAUCUGGUCCUGGUACCUGGCGAACGAUAUGCAGUUCUACGUCAUCGCGAUCGUGCUGCUGAUGAUUUCCUCCAGAAAUUUCCGCCUCGCCGCCGGUCUGCUGUUCCUGUGCCUGGGCGGAUCGUGGCUGCUGUCGAUCUACUUCUCGCUGCACUAUCGCUACACGUACAAGGUGGCGGAUCCGUUCGAAUCGUUCGACAUUCUGUACGACAAACCGUGGCAGCGUAUCGGACCGUACAUCGUCGGCAUGAUAACGGGCUACAUUUUACACCGGCGUCCAAAUGCACCGAGGAUCGUGCCACCGUUGCGGCUGCUGCUGUGGACCAUUUCCACCGGGACGCUGAUUGCGCUGAUCUUUGGCGUGUGGAACGGUGAGCUAAGCGUACACUGGACGGCUUGGUAUGUCAGCGUUGGACACACGGCCUGGGGUUUGGCGCUGAUGUGGAUCACGCUGUCCUGCUGCUGGGGCUACUCGCCCUUUGUGAACGGGCUGCUCUCGUACCGGGGAUUCUUCCCGCUGAGCCGGCUCGCCUACUGCACCUACCUGAUCCAUCCGGUCGUCAUGAUGGCUACCUCGUUCCAGCUCGAGGCACCGAUGCACCUGCAGCACGUCAUCAUCAUCACGGCCUUCUUCGGUAAUGCGGUCAUCUCGUUUCUGAUCGCGUUCGGAAUGUCACUAAUGUUCGAAGCGCCAGUCAUUAAGCUGUUAAAGCUGUUCUUCCAGAAAGCACAGUGAAACAGUCUUUCCCAAAUGAAAGACUCGCAGACACCGACAGACAGACAAAUAGACAGACCGAAAAUCCAAUCGCACGCGUACGCGUGACGCGCGUGUCCACUCAAACAAACUGACCCUAUUUAGCUGGAGUACAGUUUUCACGGUCAUCUCAAGAAGCGGCCGCGUGUGCCCAAAUCGCGACCCGGGGAAGCUGGAAAACAUAAAAACCAAUCGCAGUCGACCAUGGAGAAAGUGAGUCGCUCGAGAGCGCGUGUGGUGGGAGCCGGGAAAAGAGUGUAAGAGAGAGAGUGUGAGAGAGAGAGAGAGAGAGAGAGAGAGAGAGAGAGAGACAGCCGUGGUGUGAUGGUGCGUGGUUGGAAAAAUUGCUAUCGUGUGCAAUCGAGAGAGGAAACACUUCUGCGGCAUGUGAUCGGUAUUUCAAGCUCGGCAUCAUCAUCAUCAGCAUACACAUCAUCAUCAUCAACAUCAUCAGCGACCUAGCAGCAUCAUCUCCAGCGUUGAGUGUAUUUUACGGAGGCGCGUGUCAAAGACUGAUCGGGAAAAUUUGUGUUUUUCUUUUGCUUUGUACAUUGUUUCGCUUGCUCCAAUCCUGCCCGGCGCCAGUCUCGACCUUCUUUACCCUCCCCGUGCAUCUUGUUUAUGUGUUUGUUGCCAUCUUUAAUUUGGCUGUUUAUUUAUGGCGCUUUCCGUGCUCUGUGUUUCCUUUUUUCCGAACAAACUUUUAAUCGUAUCAAUCCAUACUUCUGCUCACCAAAACAAUGGCAUCGGAAAACAGAUAGCUGUUGACACGCGGAAGUGGGCCGUAAAGAGG
Anopheles coluzzii is the source of this 4295-nucleotide messenger RNA. Its product is annotated as nose resistant to fluoxetine protein 6. The record is from RefSeq and is a predicted model, not a curated record. The transcript has 12 exons. The coding region runs from base 656 to 3484 and encodes 942 amino acids. NCBI's taxonomy places the organism in Eukaryota, Metazoa, Arthropoda, Insecta, Diptera, Culicidae. Gene Ontology annotation, molecular function: acyltransferase activity, transferring groups other than amino-acyl groups.